AUGCGAUACUCUACUUGUUUCGGGCCGCGGCUGCCGAUGAAAGCGGAGCAACCGCUGAGGAUGGCCAGCAUCCACGCGAACACGACUGGCACGGUGGCUGGACCUGGCGCAUCCGACGCUUUCGUCGCUGUCAGGACGAUGCUGCCGACAAACUGGGGUCAAAACAUUACAUGCGCACGAGUUAGAACCAAGAGACAGGUCAUGUGCUCAGGGGCAAAGUUGUCGUUUGGAAAGUCCCAACUUACCCACCAAAUUGUGAGCCAAGAGAAGAUUACAAAUUCGACGUUCGGAGGGAGCUGGAUUGUGGAGCAGUACUCAAGUGUAUACCAGAUAAUGGUGAUGGUCAGAACGAUAAAGGCUAUAGUUGCCCAAGUCAGCUGCAUGUACAAACCGCAUAUAAAACAGGCGGCAUAA
Molecule: messenger RNA, 414 nt
Organism: Chondrus crispus (carragheen)
Lineage: Eukaryota; Rhodophyta; Florideophyceae; Gigartinales; Gigartinaceae
Exons: 1
Coding region: 1-414 (137 amino acids)
Source: RefSeq, a predicted model, not a curated record